AAUGAUAGAAAUGGAAAGAAGAGUGAGAAAAGAAGAAACAGCUCAGUUUGAAGUCAAACAAAUGAAAAAAGAGAACCUGUUAAGGCAAGAGCUGGAAGCCAUCCGAGAAGCAGCACUGGAAGCAAGAGACUAUCAAUUGACCAGGUUGAUGAAAGCUACUAUAAAUAGUAGGGUAGAAAGCAUAAAAGCAGAGAUGAGUAACAAACUAAGUGAGCAACUGGAGAUGGUCCAGAAGAAAAUGAGAAGACUAGAGGCUCAAGCAGCAAGAGUGAUAAGCGAGCAAGAAACGUGCAUGCUGACGAAGCAAGAAAGUGACGAAUGGCUGAAGGCCCUGAUGGUCAGAAGGUACGAUAGAAGAAAGAGUAUGAUCCCAAGCACUCCAAUUAUGUUCGAAGGAGAGCCCAAUAUGUUCGAAGGCUUCAUAGUGAGGCACGAAAGCAUUGUGUCCAGAUAUAGCGAAGCGAAAGAAUGGGAGAAAUUCGAGCUAUUGUACAUGCAACUAAGUUACACUAUUAAUUUUUCAUAUUUAUCACGACUUGAAUAA
This is a messenger RNA of Dimorphilus gyrociliatus, 544 nucleotides long. The record is from the annotation of a GenBank genome assembly. NCBI's taxonomy places the organism in Eukaryota, Metazoa, Annelida, Polychaeta, Dinophilidae.